UAAAUAAUAGUAUUGAUUGUCUAAUGAAAUUGUGUUUAUUUAAUUCCUCUCUUUAUUUAAAAUAUUAUAAUACUUAUUUGUGCUACAAGCAAUUUACGAUGAUAAUAAUGGAUGCAUAUCAAAUCGAUCAAUAAAUUAAUUUGUUAAUUUCUUACCCAGUCGCCUUGACCUGUCACUCAUUUUUGUACUUAAAAUCUGGAUAAACCUUUGGAAUUAUGGUAGAAAACGGUGCAUCGAGUGGCGGAAGUGAGAGCCCAAAUGCGACGUGCGUGAGAUCCGGCUUGUUGGAGACCCUGGUCCGCGGCGUUUGGUACCGCGUACAUUGUACCCUGGAGGAGGACUAUCUCAGCGUCUGCCUCGACGAUGGGUAUGACGCGACCACGACACUAAAUGGCACGUUAAACAACAACAACGUGGAAACACCCAACAGCGACUUCACAGAGGUACCAGAGGCCAUAGCGAACCAAAAACGUGUUGUACAAGUGGUCAAGUCGGACAAUAAUGGCCUAGGCAUAUCAAUAAAGGGUGGGAUAGAGAAUAAUAUGCCCAUACUCAUAUCGAAAAUAUUCAAAGGUAUGGCUGCAGACCUCACAGAACAACUGUAUGUGGGGGAUGCCAUAUUAUCUGUGAACGGGGAGGAUUUAAAAGAUGCAACUCACGAAGAAGCCGUAAAAGCACUGAAGAGAGCUGGCAAAAUGGUUCAGCUUGAAGUAAAAUAUCUACGAGAAGUGACACCAUACUUCCGAAAAGCAUCUAUCAUCAGUGAAGUGGGUUGGGAGCUGCAGAGAGGGUAUAUGGUCGAUAUACCUCCUUCUCCACCAUCGCCCAGAAAGAGACGAGCAGACACCAGAUUUGUACCACUUCUGAUGGCAUGCAUUGCCAAGAAUUUAAGACACCAAGAUCCAGAGGAGCGCACCCUGGAGAUCUACUCGCCGGACGGUGUCCACGCGUUAACACUCCGAGCACCGUGCAGCACCACCGCUGCGGGCUGGCACCGGUCUUUACACGCUGCGACGCGGCGCUGCGCGCGGGCCGCCCUCGCUCGCGCCAGGCCACGCCUCCGCCCUGUUGUGGGGGACGUCAGAUUCGCAGGCUGGCUAGCGAGACGGCCUAUACAGGAACAUAUGGGCGCUUCUGGUGGUUCCGAUGACUCCGACGAAGCGGAAGGCUGGGUGCCGACAUUCGUCGCUAUCACAGAUAGGGAGUUAAGGCUUUACGAGGCGGCGCCAUGGUCGGCAGAAGCGUGGUGCGCGCCCGCCGAGUCGCUCGGGCUAGCGGCGACUCGUCUUGCUUGGUGGAGGCGUGGCGCGGGCGCGGCGGCGCUGGGCGUGCGAGCGGGCACGCCGGCGGGGCUGUGCGUGCGCGCGCUGCGGGCCGACACGCCCCAUGAUUUAGCGGCAGUGGCAGGCGCGCUAGUAGACGGAGCACAUGCGGCCGUCACGUCGCAGCCGGAGUUUACCUUCCGUUGCCGGUACCGCGGCGCGGGCGCGCGUCUGUCGCUGGGGGCGGGGGGCGUGUGCGUGUGGGAGGCGUGCGGCUCGCUCGGGCGCGGCGGCGCGCGCGCGCUUUACCGCCGCCCGCUGCACGCGUUACGCGCCUCCGCCGACGACGACCGCGCCGCGUUGCUGCUACACUUCGCCGAUGACGAUACACUGGAGCUAGACAUGGAGGGCAGCCCGAAGCCCGCGGUGUUCAUUCUCCACAACCUGUUGUCCGCGCGCGUUCACUCGCUGCCGAGCGACGCGAACCCGCUAUAACACAUCGACGCGUGGUAAUGUUCCAAAAGUAUUAUCCUAUUUACCGUUUGUUUACUCGUAUAUUCUACUAAUAAAAAGAUCCACAUUAAUUGUGUAUACAGACGUUGUAGUCAUAAUAUGUUAGGUCUUGGUCUAAAACGUCAGUUUAAUAAUCUUUCUCUGGCAUAUUAAAAAAUUUCUUAUAACAGACAAACAGAGCAGACUCUCUAUAGUUAUACGCUGUAUCAAGUCUUUGUUAGUAAGAGCGCUAGGGGGGUAAAAACUAAAAGGUCUGGUUAAAGUGUGGAAUGUGGAUCUUUUUAUGAAUAAGGAGCUAAGUGUUAUAGGGUUAAGACGAUAACAGGAUAUGAAAACAUUCCAAUGAUUUGCUUGUAAACGCAUCCCAAUGUUUUAUUUCGUCUAGUCUGAACUAGAUCGUGUUGUUUUACUUGUCAUAUUCCAUACUAACAUAAUAUUUUUUAAUUAUAACAAUGGCGGCAAUUUUAUAUCAUAGCCUAUAAAUUAGUAACAUUGCAUAAUAUUAUACGCGGAACGCGCUUGAUUAUAAGCAUAUUGUAAUGGUGAAGUCAAUUUUUAAUGGACUUAUAGCCAAUAAGCUGAAAAAUUAUUGCUAAAAAAAGCUGUAGAUUUUUUGUAAUCUUUGUCUUUUUUCGCUUUUUAGUUUCCCAUAAGCAUAGAAAGAUAA
Messenger RNA from Aricia agestis (brown argus), 2442 nucleotides. It is a transcript of the gene Syn1, whose product is annotated as beta-1-syntrophin. The coding region runs from base 216 to 1757 and encodes 513 amino acids. Gene Ontology annotation, molecular function: structural molecule activity; protein binding. The record is from RefSeq and is a predicted model, not a curated record. Gene Ontology annotation, cellular component: intracellular anatomical structure; dystrophin-associated glycoprotein complex. The transcript is spliced from 7 exons. NCBI's taxonomy places the organism in Eukaryota, Metazoa, Arthropoda, Insecta, Lepidoptera, Lycaenidae.